ACUUUCAUCUCCACUAUCACACACACUACCCUCUUCCUCUGCUGCCCAAAACUGACACCUCCCUUUCUUCUGUCGUAAUAGCUUUAAGGUGGGAUCGAUCGGGAACAUGAUCAUCGAACUAGAAAUUGGGUUCAGAUUCCUUCCCCCUGAUGAACAAAUCAUCAGUUUCUACCUCAGGAAUAAGAUGAUCGAUGAUCAUAUAACCACUCGUCAUAUCAGAGAGGUCGACCUGCUCAAGCAUGAGCCCUGGGAAUUACCUGCCCUGUCUUUAGUACGGUCGACGUAUCAAGAGUGGUGGUUCUUCUACAAACUCAACAAGAUUUCCGAGAAAAAAAUGGACAGAUUAACCAACUCUGGGUUUUGGAAAUCAACGGGUGCGGAUCGGCCGGUGAGUUAUGGAGGCAGGCAGAUUGGUACCAAGAAGACUUUGGUUUUUCACAGGGGGCGUACCCCUCGUGGGGUGGUCAAAACCGAUUGGGUCAUGCAUGAGUUCCGCGCCAAUCCCGAUUUCCUUCCUCAUAAUGCGAGUAAUAGUUAUGUGGUCGGCUACUUAAGGAAAAAUGCUGCUGAGAAAACUGAAAACUCGGUUUCAAAUGUCGGUCAGACAAGUGCACAUGAUCUCCCAUCCACUGGUUCACAUGAUCUCCCACCAACCAGUGUCAAUAAUGGGCAGAUCAUGAUUGACGAAGGUAUCUCCUUUGACGAUCUCGAUUCCCCACCGUCUGAUGCGUUGGUUGAUGACGAGCAAAAUGAGUGGCAACGUCAAUUCGACAACAUCAUUGAGAAAGAAAUGGAAUUCAUGGUUUCUUUAUUGAAUAACCAAGAACAUUCCAAUGUAGAGGCUGAGCACAUAUAUGGUCCUGAUUACUUGAGGAAAAAUGCUUAUGAGAAAACUGAAAACUUGGUUUCAAAUGUCGGUCAGACAAGUGCACGUUUUGCGGCUUCUAUUUCCCCUGUUGGGUUUACGUCUAUGGAGGUGGUUCGUCAACUACAGUCCGACAGUAUGGAUUAUGCACUGGUUUUGCAGAUGCAGAUGGAAGAUGAGGGAAUAUUUGCUUCUGAUCUCUCACCAUCCAGGGGCUCACAUGAUCUCCCUCCAACCAGUGUCAAUAAUGGGCUGAUCAUGAUUGACGAAGGUAUCUCCUUUGACGAUCUUGAUUCCCCACCGUCUGAUGCGUUGGUUGAUGACGAUCUCGAUUCCCCACCUUCUGACGCGUUGGUUGAUGAUGAUCUCGACAGCAUUGAGGAAGAAAUGGAAUUCAUGGUUUCUUUAUUCAAUAACCAAGAACAUUCCAAUGUAGAGGCUGAGCACAUAUAUGGCCCUGAUUACUGGGCAACAGACUCUGCUGGUGAUAGACGCGACACUGACCCUAUAUGGGAUAAUGCAUGGUGUGAUGAGCUAGUUCAUAUGCCUGAUGGGAUUCACCAUGGCCAUUCGGAAAGGCUCAAUCAGAAUCGAUUGGAAACUGGUGUUCAUCACGACGAGAUCCUGAUGAUGGAUUCCAGGGUUGAAUCGGCGACAGUUACAGCCUGUGAGAUCAAUUGUCUUGAAUCGGUCAAGGAGGAAAGGCCUGUUAUCUCAAGAGCCGGCAAAUCUGAAUCCAAGCCAAGAUCCAACAAGUUAGUGGCGCAGGGGCAAACAGGAUUUGUCCAAUUUCAGGGUGGGAAAGCACGGGGGCAUACAGAAUUUGCCCGAUUUCAAAGUGGGAAAGCACAGGGGCAUACAGAAUUUGCCCGAUUUCAGGGUGGGAAAGCAGUGUUCAGAGACAAGGCCAGAGAGAGUGGCAUACAUACUCCUGUUGUUCAACCUGUCCAAAACAAGAAAUCCGUCGUGCAGGCCAACAAAAGCCCUAAAAUGGAUCAGGACAGGAAUGCCAUGUCGGUCUUGAACUCAAGAUCUGAAAGAUCAGCUGGCAGCAGCAGGAAAAAUCCAUUCAAGUUCGUGGAGAUGUCCCAGCUAAGGAUCAAACCAAAGCCACCAUUAGUAUAUGUUACAAAUGUGAUAGUAGGCUCCAUGUUGUUCAUAUUUGUAGUUUGGGGGGUUAUGUUUAUUCGAUAGUUUUAGAGUUGUGUGUAUAUCUAGCAUUAUAUUAUGGUAAGACAUGGAUGGUCUAGAUCGUUAUGCAUUUGUCUCACUUGUUAUGGAAAUAGGAACACCGACCUUUAAAGACCUGUCCUUGCAGUGAGCUGAUAUAUCUGUGUAGUUAAGUUUUAAAACCC
Molecule: messenger RNA, 2220 nt
Organism: Hibiscus syriacus
Lineage: Eukaryota; Viridiplantae; Streptophyta; Magnoliopsida; Malvales; Malvaceae
Exons: 6
Coding region: 107-2059 (650 amino acids)
Biological process (GO): regulation of DNA-templated transcription
Molecular function (GO): DNA binding
Source: RefSeq, a predicted model, not a curated record